Pocillopora meandrina is the source of this 11320-nucleotide messenger RNA. The record is from the annotation of a GenBank genome assembly. Lineage: Eukaryota; Metazoa; Cnidaria; Anthozoa; Scleractinia; Pocilloporidae.
GAAUGCAAGUGGCUUCGACUUUGAGGAACAACAAUGGCGAGCGAGAAUCGAUAUCGCUUCUUCAAAUUUUGAGGAAAAUGGUUCGUAUUAACUACUGUGGUAACUUUACAACUUUUAGUAUUACCUUGGUUUCUCCAAUAGCAAUUUCUUUAUUGAAAUAAAGGCGCUUCCUUAGGUUACAUAGUCUAUCUUCUUCAAUCAUUCGCCUUCCCUAAAAUGUCACAUACCUCAAAGCCUGAUAAACUUUUCAAUAUUGUUCUUUUGUUGUUGUUUAAAAACAUUUUUUGUUGAUUCUUGGGGCGUUUAAAGGAUCAAUGGUAGUUGCGUUUUUGUACAAGGAUCUGCAUGACCUACUUCUGACAGAUCAAGCCAUAAGGAGUGAAACAGACAACCAAAGGUGACGUUAUUUUCAUAUUACUCCAUGUCGUUUACCUCUAAAAACACAUAACACGGAAACACAUAAGAUCUAAGUUCAACUAAACUGAACUGACACACUUUCCAAAAACCCUAACUAGGGUUGGAAGACUCCCUGCUUGUCUCUGACCAUUCCACCUUCAUGAAAAAUUGGCUAAUUGAAUCUACCAAAAAUAUGUAAUAUUGCUUCCGUGGUUCUGGUCCAUUUUUAAAUACAAUUUCUUCAUAGGUAUAUCAACUCCAGGAUAAUGGCCGUAACUAUGGACCCCAAGCCAGAGAAAUUGCGAGAAAAUGUCAUCCUAAACUUCAAAAACCUAAAGGUAACAUGAAAAUUAGCUGCUAUGCGUUGUUUUGAUUUAUUCUGACAACAUAAAAUCUAUUUUCAGGUCUUGACAGCAGAGAAGCGCUGUAUGUUUUGGAGUAGCCGCAGCAAAAGGUAAAAAAACUACAAUAUAUUAUUGCAUAGUAUUUAUUCCUUCUUAAAUUAAAUUGAGUAUGUAGGACAAUGAAUGAACUUUCUCAGAUGUUUUUGCGCAGAUUAACACUUUCCUGGAAGCCAACAUGUUGUCGUUUUUAGAGAAUGGAAGUCUGAUUGAAAUGUUCUCGCAAAUAUAACUACAGUGGAAGAAAAUCUUAGCGCAAAAUUCUCAAACAUCACCUUUUACCCAAACGAUGAAUAAUUUUUUAACUUUACUCUUUUUUCAUGUGACAGCUUUUCAAACAUCACCUUUUACCCAAACGAUGAAUAAUUUUUUAACUUUACUCUUUUUUCAUGUGUGACAACUUUUCAGAGGAAGGUUGUCAUGUAGUUACAUCAAAAAGUAACUCAGAAGAAACAGUUUGCAGUUGCAAUCAUUUGACGCAUUUUGCCGUCUUACUGGACUACGACGGUAGCACAAAGGUAAUAAAGUUAUUUUUGCCUUACUUAAUAGUUUUAUGGGCUCAAUGAACUAACUCAAUGUUGUCCUUCAAUUUUUCUUUUCUUGACACAGCUCACUGAGGAGGACGAAAGAAUUCUGAAAAUUAUCACCUACGUGGGACUGAGCCUUUCCAUUAUCGGGAUACUUUUAACAUUAAUACUUUAUUCUUGCCUCACGUAAGCAAUGCACUCGAUUAAUAAUGAGGUAGAUUCUUAACUCCCCUCAACAAGGCUGGUGAUAAAAGAGAUCUCAAUGCCAGUCUCCAUGCAAACAAGAACAGUCAUGUCGGAUAAUUCACAAACUCAAGCUACAUUUCAUGCCCCAUCACGAACUUUUGAACAACUAAUGGUUUCACUUUUUAUGAAUUUUUAGGCUUUAGACACAUUUUCUUCGCAAUAUUUUUUUUUUUUGUCCUCUCUGGAGCUGUUUUACUGACUUUCUUCUUUCCUUUUCGCUGUCAAGAUUUAGUUAAUUUUUGCCAUUUUUCCUGUGAUUUGUUUUUGCCAUUUUUUCCUGUGUGUUGUUGCUUUUGUGUCUCAUUCAUUCUUCUUGUUUUUAAUAUUAUUUUACCAGAGAUGUUCGUAAACCUCUCUCUCAAAUUCGACUGAGUGUUUCUAUUUCCCUUGGAGCUGGACAGAUCAUCUUCCUCGCUGGAAUAAACGCCACAGGAAACAAAGUCAGUAGCCUCUCCUUCUAUCCAUAGAAUGAGUUUACUCUUUGCACCGUAAAUAUCUUGUCGAAAGAAGCACGUUAAGAAUUAUACGAAAACUCGUCCUUUCCACAGGCUGCCUGUGUUACAAUAGCAGCUCUGAUGCAGUAUUUCUUUAUGGCCGCUUUCUGUUGGAUGCUGAUCGAGGGAAUUUAUCUCUACUUCUUCGUCGUGAAAGUUUACAACAUUAACACCAAAAUGUACAUGUAUCACGUCAUCUCGUGGGGUAAGUUUAUUAUUUUAAAACAUGCACUGGUAACUGUAACCAUGCUUUCGGAUCGCCAAAUCUGGUGUUUUCAUGCAGUAAAAUGUUUUGAUUUUCUUUCUUUCUUUAUGGGUAGGUCUUCCAGUGAUCAUGGUGGCCAUUUCACUUGGCAUCGCUGCUGGAAAAGAAGGGUUACAAAGCUAUACGAGUGAUAAAUAGUAAGAAAAAAAUUCAAGGGUUUCUUCUUGCUCUUCUCCUUUUAAUUUGUUGCAUUUAAUUCUUUGUUUUGUUUUUGGAUAUAGUUUGAAAUAGGUAUCAUUUUAUUUUCUGACAAUUUGUGUUUCUUUCUUGUGUUUCACUUCCUCGAGUUUAGUUGCUGGCUUUCCUCAACUAACAACCUGAUCUGGAUAUUCGUCGCCUUUGUGGCUUUUAUUGAAGUUGUGAGUUAAUGAUUAGUGUUGGUGAUUGUGAUCGAUUUACCUGGACUAAUUGCUGCUAAAGAUUUUUUCCUCUGCUCUUUAAAACGAAUUAAAUAUUUAUGAUAUGACCCAAGACAAUAUAUAUCAUUUUCUUUUCCCUAUUUACUCACAAAAAGCUUUGAACGUAGCCGCUGUUUGCGGGGAUGCUGGUCAAUUUUAACCUACUGAUGGUCUUCAAUAGCGAGAAAAACCUGUGGAGACAAUGUCCUCAUAGGCAUAAGAUAGCUUCAUAAAUUCUCCAACUUUUACUACACAGUAUGAAAAAAAAACUUCUCCCCCUUCCUUCAACACAAAAAUAACUCAUGAAAAAAAAAAAAAAAUAACAAAAAAAAAAAAAUUAAAAAUGUGAAAGGAGCAGGAAGAGUAGGAUAUAUUUAUGUAAUUUCUAUAAUUUAACAUAAGGCUUUACUUGGCGUGGUUCUUUCAGUUUAGACACUUUUGUGCGCGAUUUCUUUUGCUCAUUGGCAGAGGAUCGAAGCUUCUAAUCUUGGUCCCCUAGUUGGGGGAUCUAUUCCCUGUAAAUUACUCUUCAUCCCACGCUUGUUACCGAAUUAAUAACUUCCUUGGCAAAGAUCCUCCCCUGCUUUGGCUAUUCGACAUCCAUAUCUAAAUAAUCACCUUUUUUUGUAUACUUUAGCUCAACAUUUUGAUACUCCUACGUGUAAUAAGGGAGAUGACCAAUCUGUUGCAGCCAACAGGGGCAGACCACCAUUUUCAGCAAAUACGGUGAGAAUCACAUCAUAAAACUAAAACCAAAUAGUGGAAGACAUUGCCAUGCCCCCCUGUGGAGCUGUAUUUGCCUAGCCCCCUUAUUCCGUAAUCAGUAAGGCAUCACAAUUUUUAACAAUGAAAAUUCAUUGUCAGAGGAAAGUAAAAGAAUGUUUUUUUUCUAACUCCUAGUCUAGGCAUCAAAACAUGCGUGGUGAUGAUUCCCCAGCUGGGUGUCACGUGGCUAUUCGGUCUCCUCUCGCCUGUACAUAAAGCUUUCGCUUACAUCUUCACCAUACUUAACUCUACUCAGGUCAGUAUUCGAUGGUAACUGUAAAAAGACAUUAAUCUCUUUCUGACCAAGUGAGACACCAUUAGGAUGGUCAGAUUACAUUUCUUUGGAAUUUUUAAGACAAAUAGUUGUCAACUAUGCAAGAGAAGGCAGACUUCUUUUACAAUUAAAAGAUGUGAAAUUUUCCUUCCUUCUUGGAAAUCUUAAUAGAUAUUUUACUAAUUUAUUUGCAUAUUGUAGAAAUUAAUGAUCUUGAAAUCAUUUUUAUGCUGCAGGGUUUCCUGACUUUCGCUCUACACUGUAUGCGAAACACUCAGGUAAGAAAAAACAUUGAACUGAUUAUUAACUUUAUAUCAUCAAGUUUUAGUGUUUCAAUAAAUAUUCGAGUGCUAAGAACCAUAUUUCGUGUUGCUCGUCUAUCUGCAGAUCAGAGAGCGAUUCAAAAGAAAGAUGAACAUCGUUUUUCCAUCUUCUAUAAAGGACAACUCCUCAAGGAAGAGCCCACAGGUCAAUCCAAAUGAGUUUGAGAGAAAUGUAUGGGCAAUUUAAUUGCAGUCAUGUGCUGAAUUUGAAUCGAAAUUGUACUUAAGUUAAAUAACUUGAUUAAGCCAAUCGGAAAUAACAACCAAAUACUUAGAACAAUCACUUAGUUAACAGCAAUAAGUCGCUUACGAUCGGUCUGAGUUACGAUCUGCAGGUAAAAAGAGGUCUGUGUCUGCAUUAUUGUUUAAGCAUUCAACUUGAUGUCUUUGUAACCUAUCAUUUUUAUGAUAAUAAGUUUAUUUUCUAGGCGAUCGUAUAUUUGCAGGCAAGAAUCAUCGAAAUAAACCAAUCUAUAAAUUUAAAUUCCUAAUGGCUCCGUAUGCUGAUGACUGCUUUGUUUCACUUACUUAGUUUAUAAACUUCUUAUCAAACACUGUUAUUACUUUUAACUAUAAGCUAUGGAUAGUCACUGAAAUUAUCAGUUUCUAGAAAUUUCUAGAAGACAUAGUCAUGUUGACAUGCACACGAAGGAACUUUCUGCAAAUUUUUAUUAGGUUGCGUAGCUAUGGUGUAACACCACCAAAAUGGUUUUUGUAAGCUUUUGGAAUUAUCUGGAACGCUUUGUACAAAAGGACUCAAUCGUGCAGCAGUAGUAGUUGUUGUUGUCGGGAGUGACUGAUUUUUCAGAGAGUUCUAACGAAAGAGAGCUACUGUGGAAGAUUGUUAAUUUCGAGGAACUUGGGAGACAACUGUGAGAUUGUGUCAGUGGUGAGCUAAGAUGUAAUUUGUAGUGGGCUUAAAUAAGUUUAUUUAGCAUAAAAGUGUACUUCCUUUAAGAGUCGCUCCUUAGUAAGAAUAUUAAAGUUGUUUAAUAGUGUUCUUUCUGUUGGUUAAAUUGUACCGUAACAAAAAAAUACCCAUAGUAGUAGCAGCUAAAGUUGACGUUCAACCGACAUUACACUCAAAAAAAUGCCCAUAGUAGUAGCAGCUAAAGUUGACGUUCACCGACAUUACACUUUCAAAUAAACAAAUAACUUUUAACGACAUCCCCCGUUUAACUCACCGAACCGAUUUCCCGAGACACAGACUACACCUUUUCAUUAUUAUUCUAAUUAUUCUAAUUAUUCUAAUUAUUCUAAUUAUUCUAAUUAUUCUAAUUAUUCUAAUUAUUCUAAUUAUUCUAAUUAUUCUAAUUAUUCUAAUUAUUCUAAUUAUUCUAAUUAUUCUAAUUAUUCUAAUUAUUCUAAUUAUUCUAAUUAUUCUAAUUAUUCUAAUUAUUCUAAUUAUUCUAAUUAUUCUAAUUAUUCUAAUUAUUCUAAUUAUUCUAAUUAUUCUAAUUAUUCUAAUUAUUCUAAUUAUUCUAAUUAUUCUAAUUAUUAAUUAUUCUAAUUAUUCUAAUUAUUCUAAUUAUUAAUUAUUCUAAUUAUUCUAAAAUCUAAUUAUUCAAUUAUUCUAAUUUAAUUCUAAUUAUUCUAAUUAUUCUCAUUAUUCUCAUUAUUCUCAUUAUUCUAAUUAUUCAUUAUUCUAAUUAUUCUCAUUAUUCUCAUUAUUCUAAUUAUUCUAAUUAUUCUAAUUAUUCUAAUUAUUCUAAUUAUUCUAAUUAUUCUAAUUAUUCUAAUUAUUCUAAUUAUUCUAAUUAUUCUAAUUAUUCUAAUUAUUCAUUUACCCUUGAAAAUGUUUCGACAAGAAACCAAACAUGCAGGAAUUUAAAGAAGCUCAUCCCUAACUCACAGAUUUUCCCGCCAAGCCUUUUUUUCCUAAUUUAACCAGCCAAUUUAAACAGACACACUAAAUCAAAGCCCAAAAUCUUAUCUUUUCUUUCUACCUACACUGUCUCUAAAUUUACUUUGUAGUGUUCGUAGAAGGUAAUUCUAAUUCUAAGAAAACCUUCAUUUAGCGGAGCUGAUAAAGAAAUAACCAUUCUUAACAUCAAUUAUUUUUGAGCUGCUUCUUUAUAAAAUUGGAAUUAUAAAGAGUAUUUUAAUUCCGUGAAGUUUUCCGAUUAAAUUAAGAAAAACAAUGCUUCACAUCUGGUGCAAGCUGCCUUUUAUCUAUUGCUGCGUCUUUGACGGGAAAAAAAAUGGAGACAAACGUCAGGAACAAGCUCUCAGAGAUCAUAAUUUGCAUUAAACUCUGUCUCGUGCAAAAGGGUUUUAUAAGAUGCCGUAUAUCCGCAACUCUCAAGCUGGGAGAAUCAAAUAUUAGUGUAACGAUACCUUUUAACAGCAACCUUUGCAUAUCUUGGCCAUGAUGAAGUGGAUGAUGAAUAGACCUGAGUCCGGAAAAAUUUUCAAAACUCUAUUAACAUGUUGUGUGCUGGGUAAGUACGACGCUAGUUAUUCCUGUUUGUUGUGCGGUAGCUAUCAAAUUGCGUGAUGAGUACAACUGAAUCCCACAAAGAGAGCAAAACCUUUUUUAAAAGUUGUGCAAUAGUAUAGUAACCACCUAAUUAUAUGUUGAUUUUCCUUUUGCAAAACAUUUAUAUCGAUUUUUGAACGUCCUGUGAAGUUUGGCCGAAAGAAAAUGUCAGUUGGCGGAUAUUGGUACUGUUGAUUAAAACAAAACAAACCAGAUUCUAAAGGUGCAUUAAACUCUUAGUUCGUAAUCGGAGAAGGAUCUCUUACAAAUUGGAUUCCUGAAGCCUUUUAGAUUUCAUAUAGUGCAAAGCAAUUUAAGAUCAAAAAGCACAGGCGAGACAUUCAUGCUGUGGUCAUGUUGUUUGCGUCAUAGUUGUCUGCACAACAGCUUUAGCAGCCAUAUUUAGGAUAACAGGAACACGAUAACUUAGUUGCUAUCGUUUUAUACCACUAUGACACGAUGUGAAAAGGAAAAAACGUGUCGACUUCAGAUAGUUGCUGAACGUUGAACGUGCUUAGACAAGAGAUCGAACUUAAUCAUCAGGGUCCACUUAAACUGGCGUUAGAUGCAAAGUUUAACAUUCGAUCCGGUAUUUGGAAAAAAAUGGUUCAAUUGCUGUACUUUUUCCUUUCUUAUCGCAAAUUAAAACACCAUUAAUAUCCAUGAAUUUCGAUAGCUGCUUUUCUGAAUGAGCUGAGGGGUUAAAGUGACGUGCACUCAGAGUCAAAUAAUUCAAACAACCCUUGAAAUUGAUUAUUUUUACGAAUUAAAAUUCAGUAAUUGAACUCCUUACAGCCGCAUGGAGAUUCUUUCUUAAUUUAAGUAUAGCUCAAAUAAUAAAUAAAUUAUUAGUCAUGUUUAAUGGAUCACCCCGAAAUGAUACGAUGGUGUUCCUCAUUCCAGGGUCAUGUUCAAUGAAUUCCAGCCUAAAGCUUUUCUGAGAGCCUUUGGAUGAGGCACUAUUCAGAUGCCCAAACUGUUAGAGCUUUCAAAUUGUUGUUCAGUCAUUAACACUCGGAGUAGAUGAUUGCCAAAUGCUCGCCGAGUUGGACGUCAUGGACAAUUAAAACGUACUUCUCUUUUAAAUUAUUCUCCUUUGUAAAGCAAACUUUAUACUUAUCUCAUUGCUCUUCUUUUAUAAAAAAAUAUAUGGUGGAGGUUCCGCGGUCUGCUGAUCCAUAGUUUAGUAACUCCCAAGAAUAUGGAAAAAUCCUCACUAAAUUUUGGAGACCAGCCCCUCAAGAUUGAAAUUGAGCAGAAUUUUUAUUUGAGCGGUCAGAAUCGAUACCUGAUUAAUUCGCUUAAUAAAGCAUCGUCCGUUUCGAAUUGUUGCGAGCUAAAACAAGGCUUUUUUUUUUUUAAUAGCGCACCUUUUCAAUGUUAUAUAGUUUGGUUGCACUCCGAAUAGCCCGUGUAAAAAAGUUUUUCGAAGGACAUUCACGAAGGUCAACCGUAUACUUAAAAAUGUUUUCUACAUGUAAAAAGUUUUGUUCAGCUGGUUGAUAAAUUGUGGAGAUGCUGCAUUUUUUAAAAUUUAUCCGUCUACACCCUUGGGAAGGUAAUGAAAGUCAUGGGUAGAUGCCAAAGGGUAUGUAACAAAUAAUCUGCAUUAGUACUAGUCUAACUCGAGAUCUAAUACACUCUUUCAUUGUUUCAAAUGUUAUUCUUGAGAUAAUAAUCAAUUCAUUUGCUCGUUUUCUCUUCUGCAGCCAUCUUUCAUUUGUUGGUGGAUUUGCCCGGAACAGGUGAGGCAGUUUAAUUCCAAUUUUAUUAUUUAUGUAUCUUAAAGUGAACGGGAAAAAAAUGAUAAUAUCUGACUGACUAUCACAAUAAUUGGUCAUAAACUUCCUACAGUCAUCCUUCAUUUGUUGAUGGAGAUGCCAGGAACGGGUCAGGCAGUGUAAUUCUGAUUUUAACAUUUAUGCACCUUAAAAUGAACUGAAGAUGAAAAAAGAUAAUAUCUGAUUGAUUAUCAUAAUAAUUAAAAAAAUGUGCGGUGAACAUAAGAAACUGACCAUCCUGCAUCUAAUUCGAAUAUUGCGAGCACUUCGAUCGACCUAGCAACAACUAUUCUGCACCGAGGUUAGUAAGGGUUGCCUCAGUUCUCAUAAUUAUGUUACCACGGGGCGUAGAUACAUUCUUUUGUUUUAAAAAUAGUCAAAACUGAGUUGGAGUUUAAUUGAUAUUCUGCUCACCGAAAAGAUAAACAUAGACAUGCGAAGCAUGCAAGAACUAUUAUUUUGGUUAGGAGGGUUGAGAUGGGACACUUGGUGUUCCUAACGCUUUCAGUUUUAUAACGGAAAAAAGCAUAACUUUUAAAAUAGCGAAAAUAUCGCAUUACUUCACCUAAAAAGAAAGAAAACAAAACCUAAAUUAUCUGAACUUAUACUAUUUGUGGUCUAUUGUCUCUGUUGUCUAAAAACCCUCUAAGGAAAAAUAUAAUGCAUCGGUGCCACGCUUAUCGUUGUUGUUUGGUCUCGUCACACAAAUAACGGUCGAGAAAGAGACAACGUUUACUGCUGUUCCUAAGACAGCAAGAAGAUCAACAUUAUUCGUCUACAGUUAGUUACCUCAAAAAAGAAUCCUCGUUUUACCGCCAAAAGCGAAACGAAACUCUGUAAUAUUUCCAAUAGGCCCUAGCCAAAGAUAGAUUGCGAUCUCGAAUAAGUGAAGAUAUAUUGAAUAGGAGAUGAGGAAAGUAUUUUAAAGACGGCUCCUUGGUUCGUUGUUGCCUAUCUGGACUUUGCCACCUAAAUUAAAAUGCGAUGGAAUUAAGCCCAAAGUAGCUAAAAGCGACUUUUAUUCUCACGAAAAGUCAUAACGUGGGAGAAUUACGUACAUAAUUCACUAUCAGUAGCAUUCAGUUUCAUGUGAAUUUUUUGGUAUUGGAUAAUGCGGUUCGAAUAAGUGAUAAAAUGCAAGUUGUUUACGAGGAAAUAACUCGUGAUGGAGAAAAGUCUAAUGAGGCAUAAUGGAAUUUGAUCGGUGGAAUACAAUUCAAACAACAGAAUACAGAACAAGCUGUUAAAAUAUUGUCUUUCAGCUACUAGGGAAAACUCUUCAGAAGAUAUUUCAUUCUCUACUCAUUUGGCGUCUAGUGUCCAAAAAAAUCCCCAAACUUUAUCGGAACAUCAAUCACAGAAGACGUGUGCGAACGACUUAGAUAAUACAAAGGAAACAAGAAAAGUGCUCUGUUUAACCAACAAAACAUCGAGUGCAUUUGAGAGAUUUCAUCGUUCUCAGCAGCCGUUUUGUUGGUAUGCUUUCUGCCUGCAUUUUUGCUCUCACAGUGUAAAAUUAAGGCAAUUUUGGUUCAUGAUAUGGUCUUAGGCUUUAUUUUUCUUUAAAGAUUCAUCAAUAUCUGCAUCACCCUUACCAUCGUCGUCACCGUCCCCCUCACCAUCACUGUCGCUAUCGCUAUUGCCGUUACCAUCACCUACGCCAUUGCAAUCGCUGUCACCAUCGCUCAUGCCAUCGCCAUCGCCAUCGCCAUCGCUAUCACCAUCACACUCGCCAUCCCCCUCGCCAUCGCAAUCACCCUCGCCAUCGCCCUCGCCAUCGCCCUCGCCAUCGCCCUCGCCAUCGCCCUCGCCAUCGCCCUCGCCAUCGCCCUCGCCAUCGCCCUCGCCAUCGCCCUCGCCAUCGCCCUCGCCAUCGCCCUCGCCCUCGCCCUCGCCAUCGCCCUCGCCAUCGCCCUCGCCAUCGCCAUCGCCAUCGCCCCCGCCAUCACCAUUGCCAUCGCCCUCGCCAACGCCAUGGCCACCGCCAUCGCCAUUGCCCUCUGCCUCGUUCUCGUUCUCGCUCUCUCCAUUGCAAUUGUAUUCGUUGUCGCCAUCCACGUCGCUAUCGCCAUCACCAUUGUCAUCACCAUCGCCCUCACCAUCGCCAUCGCUCUCGCCCUCGCCCUCGCCCUCGCCCUCGCCCUUGCCCUCGCCAUUGUUAUCCACACUGCCAUCGCCAUCGCCAUCGCCAUCGCCAUCGCCAUCGCCAUCGCCAUCGCCAUCGCCAUCGCCAUCGCCAUCGCCAUCGCCAUCGCCAUCGCCAUCGCCAUCGCCAUCGCCAUCGCCAUCGCCAUCGCCAUCGCCAUCGCCAUCGCCAUCGCCAUCGCCAUCGCCAUCGCCAUCGCCAUCGCCAUCGCCAUCGCCAUCGCCAUCGCCAUCGCCCUCGCCCUCGCCCUCGCCCUCGCCCUCGCCCUCGCCCUCGCCCUCGCCCUCGCCCUCGCCCUCGCCCUCGCCCUCGCCCUCGCCCUCGCCCUCGCCCUCGCCCCCCCUCGCCCUCGCCCUCGCCCUCGCCCUCGCCCUCGCCCUCGCCCUCCCCCUCGCCCUCGCCCUCGCCCUCGCCCUCGCCCUCGCCCUCGUCCUCGCCCUCCGUCGUCCUCGUCGCCGUCGCCGUCGCCAUCGACAUUCGCCCUCGUCGCCGUCGUCCUCGUCGCCGUCGCCGUCGCCAUCGCCAUUGCCAUCGACAUUGACGUUGCCAUCGCCAUCGCCGUCGCCAUCGACAUUGCCAUCGACAUUGACAUUGCCAUCGCCGUCGCCGUCGCCAUCGACAUUGCCAUCGACAAUGAAAGAAACAAUGAAGAAACAGUUUGCAGCUGCAAUCAUUUGACGCAUUUUGCCGUCUUAAUGAACUACGACGGUAGCACAAAGGUAAUCAAAAGCCAAAAUAAUUUAACUAACAUUUAACUAACUCAAUGUUCUUAUUUAAAUUUUUUCUUUUUGACACAGCUCGCCGAAGAGGACGAAACAGCUCUGA